AUGGGCAAUGCACCGGACAGUUAGUUUUUCCCCUUUGAUGCACUAUUCGCGCGAUUCGUUUACGUGCUUUACCGACUCUACCGCUUCCAUUUCCGCUGCUGACUACACAGUGGCCACAUAUCUCCUCUCUCCGAUGGACCUCUCAAUGUUCUCUGUUGCAGAGUGUUCCAGCAUGAAAGUGCUGCCUUCGCCCUCUGCCAACAGAAACACCUCAUCGCCCCUGAAGACGUCCGCCGACGACGACUCUCUGCCCGGCCAGCCUUCUCCGAAACGGGUGUCCGAAUGGAUAGAAAAGGAUGCCGGAGGAGUGCGGCCGUCGCUCGGAUUCAAAAGCUUUCACGCAGAGAACGCUGCUGAAUUCUGGAGAAACGGAGUUCCCGCAUGGGCAGCCGAACCUGUGACGCCCACGUAAACACUCUUUUCACCUCGUCUGCCCGCACCCAUUCACAUUUCCAGCAAGUUCGAGACGGCGCAUUUUCCGACAAUAGAAUCACGAAGCCCGACGUCUCGUUUUUGGGCGUCCAAUCGGUUUCAGAAAAGGUAAAACGAAUGCGAUCAAUGAGAAUUCGCACACUUGUGCAUUCAAUCCCCCAUUUCUUCUUUUUUGAAAACUGUUCGUAAGCAUACAUAUGCUAAUUUUCCGAGAUUGUGAAAAGAAAGGCGUGCACACACAAAAUAAAUAUAAAUGAGAUGUCGCGUCUCGAAAAUUCACGUUUCUAUUCGAAUAAUCACACAUCUUCCUUUUCGGACCUCGAAAUCUUAUACAGCGGCGUUUGCGUUCUGAAAAUUACAAGUCAGCCGACAUUCGUCGUCUUUUCACAAUUGUGGGAUUACUGUAGUGGAACGUAAUUGAAAUUUCAUCCAGAAUUCAACGUUUUCCAUCUUUCAGUCCGUUGAAUUCUAAUUCUAAUCACUGGCGCGGAACGCAACGCGUUCAGCAAAAAUCCUUUUCGAAAAAGCUGAAAUUUGAAGAGGAAUCUGAAGGAAAUCGGUGAGGGACGAGCGAAAACUGAUUAAGCACGUGACCACAAGUUGAGGUGGAAAUAGAAUAUGCUUGACUAAUCUGUAGUCGCUAAUUAUCAUCUGAAAUCUCGUACAUCAACCCAGAAAAAGGCAUCAGAAAACAGUAAGAACGUUUUUAGUUGUUAAACUUUCAGAGUGUGAAAAAGAGGAACGAAAAGGCAGACGCUUUUUUCUGUUGGGCGGUGCAUAUAAAUCAUUCUAUCAGUCAGCCACAUAUUCCACGCGUUUUGUCCUCUUUUCCCCCUUUUUUGAAACAUGUAUUUUUUGCAGGCCCGUCUCUUCGUCUUCUAAAAAUCGAGUUAAGUCUGCUCCCAUCCCGAACAAUACGCCCACUUCGGAUUCGUCCUUCUCCUUCUUCGCCGUCACCGAUUCGACCAUGAAACGACAAAAGAAGAAGGAGAAAAAGAAGGCGAGACAGAUGAAUAAGGAGCAACUGCUAAAGAAGCAAAAGGUAUUCCGUUGAGAUACGCGCGAGUUUAUCACACAUUUCUUACUUUGCAGCUCCAGCGCGCGGAGGUGUUAAAGAACUACGAGAUGAGAGCGGCGGAGCACAAGAGACUUCUCGCAGAGUAUGCUGCCGCGGUAGCCAAGCCAACGGCGACGAAAAAAGAGGCGGGCGUCCCCUCGCAGCCUGAGAAAGGAGACUCGUCGGCUUCCUCUUCUAACCCCUCUUCAUCAUCUGCUGGCCUUGGUUCUUCCGCUGAAAAGGAGUCGAACGCAUCGAGUUCAAAGACCCAAAAAGAGUUUAUGCCGAAGGAAAUAGAAAACGAUGUCAUAGCGAAAGAAGUGGAAUCAGAGAACACAGAAGACGUGGCAGAAACGGUUGUGCAGCAGGAAGAUGACUUCGUGGCUGAAGAAGACGUUACUGUUUAUGAGGACGCCUAUUCGGAGGAUGAGAACGUUGAAGAUGAAGUAGGAGACGUUGGUAUUGUUGAUGAUAGGAAUGCCGAAGUCGAGGUCAUUGUCGAAGUGUGUUCAUGCGGAGAUAACUACGAAGAGCACAUCGAGGAAGAGUUUGUGGAAGUGAGAGAGACUUUGAAAAUCGAAGAUCAAAAUGUGAUGAUCGAGGACGAAGACGUUGAGCCGGAGGAGGAGAUGCUGACUGCGGAGGAACCCGACGAGGAGUUCGAAGUGCUUAUUUGUGGACAACGACGCAAAGUGAAGCCGUUCAUUCCACGAGCUCAUCAGAAUUCGUCUUCGGGAGACGAAUGCGAAACGAUCACUGUCGAAACCUUCUCAUCCAACUCAGUUUUCGACAUUCCUGAGCACGAACCGAUCGUUGUGCCGUUUCGUGAUGCGAUUCCCGCACCGCCACCAUCUAGGCCUCAGAGAGUCACCAUGAAUUCGCAACCGCCACCGCCGCCCUCUCGAUUCAUGGCGAUGCCACUGCAGAUGCAAAGAGCUCCUCCUGUCAUCUUUGGUCAGCCCAUCGUUAGUUCAUACGGACAGUUGCAACCGAGAUAUUCUCCGAUGUACGGACCGUCCCCAUUCCCGCCGAUGCAGAUGAUACGAAUGCCGCCAAACCCAAUGCCAAUGCCAGGAAUGCCGAUUGCAAUGCUUAUGAACGGGGCGCCCAUGUUCUUGCCACAACAGCCAGGGCUGCCUAUUCCACCACAAAUGCAAAUGCAGCAAGCACCCCAUAUGCUCGUUCCUCAACAACAUCCCACUCCGAUUAUUACCUCCAUGAUGGCUCUGCCCCAACCGCCUCCACAACCACAGCCAGUUCAUCAGAACUGCAACGGACCACGCCAGAUCCCUCCAAUUCCUCUGCCACCACCGCCGCCCUCUCAAAUUCAACCGCAACAGCACCAGCCGCCGCUUCAACCGAUGGCACCUCCACAGUCCGUAAGAUAUCCGGGACAGCGACCACUUCAAAGACCUCGUCGUAAACUGUUGGCUAUCAAACCGCCGCCGCCAGCACCGCCGCUUCAACUGCAAGAACCGGCCGCGUUGCCAGCACCGACCCAGCCGGAGCAUAAGAAUGAUCAGAAAGAAGAAUCUCCGGUAGAAAUAGAAGACAAAGAGAAGGAAGCUGUUGCUGAGCCGGUUGAAGAAGAUGUUCCGAUUGUGGUCGAGGUGAAAUCGGACGUGGAGGUGAUCAUUGAACGCAAUCUGACACGUCAAACUUCGAGUGUGGAUCUGAACAGCAAUCUAAUAGCAUCAGUAGUGGCCGUCGUUUUGGACGAAUCAGAAGACAAGGAACUUCCAUGUGAAGCUGCAAUCGGUUCUGCUCCGGAUCAACCACACUCAUCGCACCAAGAGGAAGAUUCUCAACUUCAAACAGCCAACCGUGUGCUCGGAUUCUCGAAGCAUUGUGAAGGAACUGAUUUUGAUAUUUGGGCCGGAUGGACGAACGGUCUUCCGCCCCGCCCGGAACAGUCUGUGCUGGAGCCAGUGUUCGAGAAGAUGUUGGAAGAAGAUCAGAGUCCGAGCCAUCAAGGAACGAUAAUAGAACCGUUGGUUCUAUCAGAUCAAACGAAGCCGAAUCUAGUGAAGAUCUGCAAGAAAAUGGAGCCCUAUUUCAUGUAAGUAACCCUAGUUUCGUUCUCUCACCAAAACGGUUCAAUUUUAGGAAUAGCCGUGGUUAUUGGAUGGGAGCUUCCGUGGACAGUGAAAUACUAUGUGGCAUGUUCGAGCAGGCGCUCGGCGGUUCCAUUCCGGAAAGUGUUUGGCCAAUUCUGGAGAAGGUGUGCUUGCUGAGACCUGGUUAUUUUCACAUCUUUGACGUCCUCAUCGGCAACAGUCUCGAGUUGAGCUACAAUUUCAAAUGCAAUCCUGGGGACGAAAAAGAAGGAGGUCCCGAUCCUCUCCACACUCUCUACCAAUCACUUCCUCCGGCUGAAGGAGUUGAAAAGUUCUUCACUCGAUUCGAAAAUAACAUUCUGCCGUAAGAAAUCGUUUUUUUAUAAAUCUCUUUUUUAUGUUUUCAGAGAACUCAAUCCGUUCAUCUCGAACCAUCUCGUCACAAUUCGUGCUUUUGUCACUAUCAUUGAAAUCGUCAAGGAAGAUGAUUUGUCAGUUUCGGAUCUCUACUACCUGGCCACCCUUGUCUUCGGAUCUCGCCAGUUCUAUCACCGAUUCCUCGCCAAAUUCACUCAGUUCCAUGUGGUCGAGUCCGGUGGAAAACGAUGGAUUCGCCAACAACCGGAGCCGAACGGUGAACGUAAUAAGACACCUUCUAUGCUCGGGCAAAUGCGUGCGUCGCACGAGAAUCGCGCACGCACCGUCACAGAUUUCAUCUCGAUUCUACGCCAACAUAUAGACGAUGUCCUCCAGCUGAUGCCGGAUAGUGUUGUCAAUGAUAUCGAAUUCUUCAAAACGGUCAAAUUGGUGUGUGGAUGGAAUGGAAAACACGAAGAACAAAUCUGGGAAAUAGUGUGUGAACUCUUUUCAGAAAGGAAGUUAAUAUUUCGUUUCAGAUCACCAAAGAUCGCUCCAAGUUCCAAGAGUUCUACGACUCUUUCCGCCCAUUCUUCCGCAUAGAAAUUCGUAUGGGUUCAAUGUACCUCAAAAAGUUGGCGUACUCCGACGACGAUGACGCCACUGACUAUCAAACGAUGGAAGUCGAUGUCGGCUCGCAGACAACUCCACUGAUCGGUUUGAUCAAAUCGGGCGAGCACAAAGAAUCUAAAUCGGUUUCGUAUGCGAUUCCGGAACCUCUAUUCACUGCGAACAUUCCGACUGUCAACCCGACUCAAUCUUCCUGCUCAACACAAACGGAUCACUUGGAUUUGAGCCAAGUGUGGAAUCUCGAGAGAGAACUGAUUCGUCUUCUGGCUCGCGAUAACUCCACCUUCAGCACGUUUAUUCAAAGCGAUAAUGCUCGUGAGAUGUGAGUUUGCAAGUCGUCCGUUCGCUUUCACAAAAUGACAGAUUCAGGUAUCAGUUCCUCGUGGAUCUCUUCAAACAUGCCGAUAUGCGCUACUUUGCAUAUGUCAUGGAGAAAGCGGUCACCGAAAUGCGGCAACAAUCAUGGCAGGAGACUGUCGAUUUGCGGAGAGCGGCCGAAGAAGCGAGACAGCAACUGGAAGUGGCACGGGAGCAACAUGAGAAAGAAUUCGGCAACAUGCGUAGCCGAAUGGAAACUAUCUCUCGCUUCGAGACGUACGAAGUGCAAGUGGAGUCGAAUGCGAGAAUAGACGCACUGAAAGAACGGAUCAAGCAGAUGACACUGGAAAAAGACAUGGUGGUGAAGGAAGAAGCGAGAGAAGAGAAGGAGGCGUGCUACAGGGAGAUGAGAGAAAUGGCCGAGAAGCAUCUUCAUGAGAAAAGGUGGGGAAGGAACUUCUUGGAGUACAAAUCAAUUCUUAAAUACUAUUUCAGGCUUCUGGAAGAUGAGGUCAGUCGUCUGAAGCAUGAGCUCUCUCGUGUGUUGACCGAGGAAGACGUCAACAGAGAGUUGCAAAAUAUCGAAGAGGAGCGAGCUGAGGUGGCGGAACGCUACGAAAGGGAGAUGAACAAGGCGAGAGCUGUCUGCAAGAACACUUCUCUUCUGCUUCGUGAUAGUCAGCUGGAGAUCAAGUCACUCCGUGAACAGAAUCAAAUCCUCAUCGCGUCCCAAGAAUGUAAUGUGACUGCCAGCAAUGCCAUGCCAUUCACUCCGGAUCCCACACCGAUUCCAGAUGAUCCUGAAGAUAUUCCUCCCGUUUCCCCGCCUCCGUUCCAAUAUAAUCCAUCGGCUUCUCAUCUCCUGCAGUCAGCUGAGAAGAUGCUCUCCGAGUUGAAUGCCGAUCAACUUCGUGUAGAUGCUCACGCGUUCCUCGAGCGUUACAACCAAACAAAUGCCAAUCGCAAAGAAAGAAAAACAGCCGAAAAGCAGUUGAAAGAGUUCAAGGCGACGUUGGAAAGCAUCGAAUGCAGUCUGAAAGAGAACAUUGAGUUGCUCAGACUGAACAUCGUCGACGGACUCAUUCCGAUUCCCGAAGUGCCGUUGCCGUUCUCGGAGAAGGUUACACGCAAAGUUUACGAAGAAGAACAGAGUUUUCUUCCACAAGGAAGUAGUAGACAGCACGGAGAGGUAGGCCAGCAGAGACCUUGGUGGAGACGGUAGAUUCCUAUUUAUUGCACUAUAUUUUCUUACUUUCUAUAUAUUCCUGUCAAAAUGCUCUUUUCGAGGGGUAAGUGGGAUCUAUCCUUGUUUUUUCUGUCUUGUACAUUAAUCUCUGAUGACAUCAAUAUCGGAUUAUUUCAGGAAGAAGAGGACUGCUGCCUCAUUUGCUACGAAACGGUGCCCGAGGAUCCCACUAAUAUCACGUGCGAAACGUGCUCCCACCAGUACCAUUACGACUGUAUUUCUCGCUGGCUGAGAAUCAACUCGGUGUGCCCCGCCUGCUACCGUGCUCUAAAAGACCCGAAUGAGUAUCCGUCGCUCGGAUGA
Molecule: messenger RNA, 6400 nt
Organism: Caenorhabditis sp. 36 PRJEB53466
Lineage: Eukaryota; Metazoa; Nematoda; Chromadorea; Rhabditida; Rhabditidae
Source: the annotation of a GenBank genome assembly